GCAGUCAAGAUGUCACCCCCUCAUCUAUUAACGCUGGCCGAUCUCAGCGUAAAGCAACUAAAGUCUACACUAACGCACGCAGCUUAUCUCAAACGAGUCUCUCUACCGUUACUCCAGCCUCGUCCUCACCCAGCCUUCGUCGUCCAACCACCAAAGUCCCUCUCAGAGAAGACGAUCGCCCUCCUCUUUUCCAAGCGCUCAACUCGCACUCGCCUCUCAGCAGAAUCAGCCGCACAUCUCCUAGGCGGUCAUCCGAUGUUCCUCUCAUCCGCCGACAUCCAGCUAGGAGUGAACGAGUCCCUCCGCGAUUCCGCUCGUGUUAUCGGCGGACUGGUAGACGGCAUAUUCGCUCGCGUAGGCGAUCAUACGGAGGUCGAGAUGCUUGCUAAGCACUCCCCUGUUCCUGUACUCAACGCCCUCAGCUCCCUCUGGCACCCAACCCAGAUCCUCGCCGACCUCUUGACGCUACUCGAGCACCUCCCCAGCCCCUCUCCUCUACCAACAGCGCCGCACGCCAGUACUUCACCCGGACACUCCGUGCCGCCCGAUAUGCUGCCCGCAGACGCACCCCCGAACCUCGACUUCGGAGUCCUGCACGGGCUGACCCUCGCCUGGCUUGGAGACUCCACAAACGUACUGCACGACAUGCUCGUCACUUACCCCCGGCUGGGUGCUAAAGUGCGCGUAGCGGUUCCAAAGUCGUACCCCUGCCCACCCGAGGUGUGGGAACGGGUUAAGCAGCUCGGGUGCGAGAAGGGGAUAGAGUGGAGUGAUGAUCCUCUGCAUGCGGUCAAGGGCGCUGAUAUCGUCGUUACGGAUACUUGGAUCUCCAUGGGCCAGGAAUCAGAGAAAUCCGCCCGGCUAGCAGCAUUCCAAGGCUACCAAGUGACGGAAUCCCUCUGCCGCGCAGGGGGCGCAGCAGAAGACUGGAAAUUCCUGCACUGUCUCCCCCGGAAGCCGGACGAGGUAGACGACGAGGUAUUCUACGGGAAGCGGAGCUUGGUCUGGGAAGAGGCGGAGAAUAGGAAAUGGACAAUUAUGGCCCUUUUUGAGUCUAUGUUCGGGCAUUGGAAGCUUACGCCUGAGGAUUAGGGCAUUAUAUACAGUGAGAUCUAUUACUCUAACCACGAUAAUAAAAGCCGCUUUGGGGCGUCACCACACCGCCUGCUGCCUCUAAGUCUAAUACCCCUCCCAGCCCACCCAGGCGAGGGCGAUCCCCACAACAGCAGCACUCACAAAAUUAACACCAACAUUGCUCAGCACCGCCCAUCCUCCAAGCACUUUCUCGUCCUCUCCCCUCGCCUUCCUUCGCCCAAAAUCAGUGACAACUUUCUUCUCCCGCACGUUGUACACCGUUUCCUGCAGCGUCGCCCCCAGGAGACUGUCCAACACACUUCCCCCAACACCCGCGACCGUGCCCCAAAGCACCACCUUUCCCAGCCCAGCCCAGUCCUCCCUCGCAGCAUGGGAUUCGAUCCAAACCCCCGUAGCGUAGAUCACUCCCAUCAUUAGUCCUCCAGCUACGGAAGCUAGCGUGCCGGAGAGAGAGACCCCGCCGUUCGUCCCUGGCGGGACGGGGCGGAGGGUGGUGAGCAUGAGCGGUGGGGAGGGGGAGAGGAUACCGAGUUCCGAAGCGAGCGUAUCUGAGAGGCAGGUGGAGAAAUGCCCCAGGGACAGGUAGAUCAGUGCUCUGCUUAACCGAUCACUCAGAGGGUUCCAGCGAACAAGGUCGAACGCCCUCUGCCUAAGGCCAAACUGGGCCACCAGGUCUCCCAGUAAGGUGAACGGCCACCGAUUUCCCGCAUAAAGCGCGCCCCACGCUACCGCAGCCACCACCCCCAGGCCAGCGGCGACGGCGACCUGUCCUGCACCUCUCCUGCCUUCUCCCACACCUGUGCCAACCUCAAGCAGCAGCUUGCGCUCUUUGCCAAUCUUGGUCGCUCUCGACCCUAGGAGGUAGAAGAGGAGGAGCGAAGUGCCAAAAGUGCGCAGAGGGCUGGAGAGGGAAAGCGUCCCUAUUAGGAAGGCGGUCGCUGCUCCUGCCUGGGAGAGGGACUUGCGUCUGAGGCCUUGGAAUGAGAGCCCGAGCCCGAGGAGGGGAGGGACGAGGUAGCUCAGCGUGGACAUGGUCG
Messenger RNA from Dacryopinax primogenitus, 2132 nucleotides. RefSeq names its product ornithine carbamoyltransferase. NCBI's taxonomy places the organism in Eukaryota, Fungi, Basidiomycota, Dacrymycetes, Dacrymycetales, Dacrymycetaceae. Gene Ontology annotation, cellular component: mitochondrion. The coding region runs from base 10 to 1092 and encodes 360 amino acids. Gene Ontology annotation, molecular function: amino acid binding; ornithine carbamoyltransferase activity. The transcript is spliced from 4 exons. The record is from RefSeq and is a predicted model, not a curated record. Gene Ontology annotation, biological process: L-citrulline biosynthetic process.